AUGAGCUCGGGCGACGCUGUGUGCAUGGGCUGGCUCGUCAAGUCGCCCCCCGAGAGGAAACUGCAGCGCUACGCAUGGCGGAAGCGCUGGUUUGUCCUCCGGCGGGGCCGCAUGAGCGGCAACCCUGAUGUCCUGGAGUACUACAAGAACAAAAACUCCAGCAAGCCCAUCCGCGUGAUAGACCUCAGUGAGUGUACAGUGUGGAAGCAUGCAGGCCCUGGAUUUGUUCGGAAGGAAUUUCAGAAUAAUUGCGUGUUUAUUGUUAAGACGACUUCUCGUACAUUCUAUCUGGUGGCCAAGACCGAGGAAGAAAUGCAUGUGUGGGUACGCUGCAUCAGUAAGGUCUGCAACCUCGGCCACCUGGAGGAUGUUGCAGAUCCCGUGGAGAGCCUCUCUCACAUGCCCUCCUCCCUGCAGCCAUCCCCUGCCAGCUCCCUUCACACCGCCCAUGCUGUCAGCUCCUCCUUGCCAAAAGAUGACCCAAGUACUAAUACCGUAGCCACUGAGGAAACCAGAAGUGAGUCAGAGUUUCUCUUCCUUCCUGAUUAUCUGAUUCUGUCCAACUGUGAGAGUGGAAGACUGCACCAUGCCAGUCUACCCAGCAGAUGUGAAAGCUGCUCAAACUCAGAGCGUUCAUUGGAACAGACUUCAUCCGAUGAUGUUUUUGUUGACUGUGUGCAGCAGCUGCCCUCCAGUAACUUGGUCCACCCCUCACCUCGUGGGAAUGGAUCUCAGGAGGCAACUUCCACAAGGCCUCAGGCUGCCCUGAUCUGGAAUAGAGAUAUCAAUGGGCCGUCCAGGGACCACUUUUCUUCACCACUACUGGAAACUUCCUUAAAUUCCACCAUUCAGGUAGAUAAAAACCAAGGUUCCCUGCCCUAUAGGUCAAAAGAACUAGACAUUAUAUCCAUCACGCCACCUCCCCGUCCCCCUAAGCCAAUCCAUCUCUGUGAACGGCGCCAAGAGGAGCAGCUCCUGUGGAGUAGGCAUGGCAGCAUCAAGAAGCCAGAAUGCACCAUGGCACCAAGAAGAAUCUCUCUCUCUGGUUUAGAUACCAUGAGAACCUGGAAAGCUGAUGUAGAAGGCCAAUCCUUAAGACACCAAGACAAGCGGCUUAGUUUAAAUUUGCCAUGCAGGUCCUCCCCAAUGUACCCUACAGCCUCAUCCAGUGCCGAAGACAGCUAUGUGCCCAUGCGCCCCUGGGCCGGAGCCUCUUGUCAUGGAUCCCAGUGCAACUCCGAUGACUACAUCCCAAUGAACUCAGGAAGUUUUUCCAGCCCACUGCCUAAGCUACCUGCCAACCUGGAGCCUCCCCCAGUGAAUAGAGAUCUCAAGCCUCAGAGGAAACCACGACCACCUCCCCUGGACCUGAGAAACCUCUCUACUAUCCGGGAACAUUCAUGUCUAACCAGGACUCACACUGUGCCUUGCAAUCGGACAAGCUUUCUCUCUCCAGAAAGAAAUGGUAUUAAAUCUGCAAGACUUUUUGCCAAUUCUGUUUCCAGAGAAGAGGAAGGAAGCUGCAUCCAAAUGAAGCAACACCGAACUGCUAACUCUGUGAACAGUAGUACUCUGAUAUGGAAAAAGAAAUGCAGCCUGGAUUAUUUAUCUCUGGACUUCAAUACAACGUCACCAUCCCCUGUACCACGGAAAGUUCUCCUUUCAGAAGACCAAAGAGUAGACUAUGUCCAAGUGGAUGAGCAGAAGACGCAAGCUCUCCAGAACACAAAGCAGGAGUGGACGGAUGAGCGUCAAUACAAAGCACCUCGGAAGCUCGGCUUGGCAGAGAUUGUUUCUCCCACUUUGAAGAAAAGAAAGCAGAACCAGAGGAGGGCGCACUUUGCCCAGGAUCACUCAUGGAGCUGAGAUACAGAGUCAGGCUUAGGAUAGAGUUGGCCAGACUGCCCACUGCGGGCUCAUUCCACUGUCUCACAAUGCUUCUGAUGAUUUUGAUGAAAUCAAUCAGUUUGGUCCACCUUGGAGACCUGUGGGAAACACGUACAGACAUGAGAUGAGUCAUCAUCUCCUCUCCCUUUCAUAGGAUUUUGAGCAGGUGCUUUUAUACUUGAAAGUUAUGUGUGUCAAGCCAGGGUUUCUUUGAGUGUUGUUCAAACGGGGCACUCUAACUUAAUCAGUAAUUACCAUUAGAAAUACCUCCUGAUGAUCAAUGUGAAAUCCAUUCUUGGAUUGUGUGGUCCCCUUGCAAUUAAUUGUUGCCACCAUCGGAAGGCACAAAUUGUCCCUGGCUCUUCUAUGCUGGACCCAAGCUUGUCAGUGAUAAAGAGUUAUAACUAGGAAAAAAACACAAACAAAAAAACAAUGAGUUGCAUUCUCAGGUUUCCUGGCUAAUUUUUCCCUUCUGCUUUAGUGGUGACUGGGUCCUGAGAGUGCAAACAUUUCCUCCUUGCAGUGAGGGCAUUGUUUCACCCCUUCCUUUAUGGGGCACUGGGGUUCAGGGGACUCAGGGGAAAGUCUCAGUCAGGCACGGGUUUUACUUAAUGCCGCUCCUUGAUCCUUCUGAACACCUAUGGCCAGAAGACAGAUCUGCAUAACUGGCAAUUAAGCAGAUACUGGUCCUCCAUUUCGACUGGCACUGUGUCUUAUAAUAUGAGAAUGGAUCAAAUAGGCCAGGGGUUGGCAAACUGCGGCUUACGAUCCACA
This is a messenger RNA of Hipposideros armiger (great roundleaf bat), 2661 nucleotides long. It is a transcript of the gene GAB3, whose product is annotated as GRB2 associated binding protein 3. Gene Ontology annotation, cellular component: cytoplasm. Bases 1 to 1866 code for a protein of 621 amino acids. The transcript is spliced from 11 exons. Gene Ontology annotation, molecular function: signaling adaptor activity. Gene Ontology annotation, biological process: signal transduction. The record is from RefSeq and is a predicted model, not a curated record. NCBI's taxonomy places the organism in Eukaryota, Metazoa, Chordata, Mammalia, Chiroptera, Hipposideridae.